This is a messenger RNA of Neurospora tetraspora, 1857 nucleotides long. Its product is annotated as aromatic prenyltransferase. The transcript is spliced from 6 exons. Gene Ontology annotation, biological process: alkaloid metabolic process. The coding region runs from base 1 to 1857 and encodes 618 amino acids. Gene Ontology annotation, molecular function: transferase activity, transferring alkyl or aryl (other than methyl) groups. NCBI's taxonomy places the organism in Eukaryota, Fungi, Ascomycota, Sordariomycetes, Sordariales, Sordariaceae. The record is from RefSeq and is a predicted model, not a curated record.
AUGCCUUCUCACGAGCUCGAAUACCCCAAACAGCCGUACAGCACGGUCAAGCGACUCAAUGACAGAGCCCGCUACUCCCUCGAAACCAUCCACGGCAUCAUCAACUCCUCGCCCUUCAUCAAUGUCGCCUUCCAAGACUCCACCUCCCCCUUCCCCGCCGUCCUCCCCAUGAUCGGCCAAAUGGGUUCCUUUUCCCGUCCCUCCGCCGACCUAGGCGACGUCCUCGACCUUUACCUCCACGGCUAUGUCUCCUCCCGCCUCAUGAACCUCUCUCGAGAUUCCUCCUCCGAGGGCAUCCCCCUCACCCUCACCGCCACCCUCCUAGACGGCUACGUCCUCUCCCUCACGCCCAACUCGCACUCCUACAACUACCGCUCCGCCAUCCUCUUCGGUUUUGGGGUACCCGUCACCGACCCCGCCGAAAAGCUCUGGGCAAUGGAACUCGUAACCAACAGUGUUGUUCCCCAGCGGUAUCAAAACACCCGCACCCCGCCCAAUAACGCGGAGAUGCAAUCGACCAGUAUUUUGAGAGUCAAGAUCAAGGCGGGGAGUGCAAAGAUUAGAAGUGGGGAGCCGCAUGAUGAACGGGGGGAUUUGAAUGAUGAGGAACUAAGACAAAAGACGUGGGUCGGGGUGGUGCCGGCUUGGAUGACAUUUGGGGAGCCGGUAAGGGCGGGGUAUAAUAAAGUGGAAGAGGUGCCGGGGUAUUUGGAGGAGUGGAGGGUGGAGGGGAAUGAGGAGAGGAGGAGGGAGGCGUAUGAGGCUGUGAAGGAGGUGGUUAAACCGAAGAAGGGGGAUGAUGAUGAACAGCUUGCCUCCCACAGAGCCAUUCCUAUCAGUCCCCUAACACGGCCAGCAUAUCCUUCAACUCGAUCACCACCAAACAUCCGAAGCCUGAUCCAAGCCCGCAAUAACUCAUCCACCAGCGAACCUCGCAUUUCCCAGUAUGACAGCAACAACCCCAACCACCGCUACUGGUGGUCCGCCUGCGCUCCCUCCCUCACCUCCCUCCUCUCCCACUCCCAAUCCUACACCCCCUCCCAACAAUCCCUCCACAUCUCCUGGUUCCGCAACAACGUCAUCCCCAACCUCGGUCCCCGCCCUUUUUCCUCCUACCGGCUGCGCUCCCCCUUGAACUACGAAGGCUCCCCCUACCGACCAACCUGGAACUUUUGCUCUGCCCCCGCUAGCUCCAGUUCAUCACCAAAGGUCAAGGGGACGCUGAGGUUUAGCUUCGAGCCGAUACCCCCGGAUGGAACCACUGCAGAAGACCCCACGAACCAAGAGGGGUAUAAGAGGUUGUUCCCUUUGCUGGCCAAGGAGUGUCAGGGGAAGGGCGAGACAACAGCGGAUUUAACCUGGUAUGAUGAAGUUAAAGAGCAGAUGUACUUAUCGCCGGAGGAGCGGGCUGUGCUGAGGGAGAGACUUGUCCCGGGGCAAUUACCGCCGGAGCACGCUGCCAUCGCCAUCGGGUGCGCUGGAGAGAAGAGGGUGUUGAAGCCUUACUUUUUCGCAGGACCAAAGAGUUUGGUAACGGGGUUCUAUGAGAUGCGUCCGGGGAGGGAGGAGCCGGAGGUGAAGGUUUAUCUGCCACUGAUGCAGGUUUUCGAAACGGAGGAAGCUGUGAUUGAGGGACUGGAGGAGGUGUGGAGGGGGUUUGGGUGGGGAGAGUUGGGGAAAGGGGGGUAUGGGGAGGCGAUUAGGGAGGCUUUUCCGCAUGUGGAUUUCAAGAAGGCGCCGGGGACGCAUACAUGGGUGUCGUUUUCCUACUCGGAUCGGACGGGGCCGUACAUUACUGUGUAUUUGGCGCCCAGGUUUCAGGAGGCGUAUGAUUUGGGUCUGCGGGAGGGGAGCUGA